Messenger RNA from Miniopterus natalensis, 2078 nucleotides. RefSeq names its product transmembrane protein 218 (gene TMEM218). The record is from RefSeq and is a predicted model, not a curated record. Lineage: Eukaryota; Metazoa; Chordata; Mammalia; Chiroptera; Miniopteridae.
CUCUAACAUGGAUAUAAUAAUACCUACCGCAGGAGCUGAUUGCUGUGGUUAAGUGAGAUAGAUUUGUAAGGUACUUAGCACACAGGGAAUGUUCACAAAGAACGGUGGCUCCCCUCCGCCACCUCUUUUCUUCAAGGACUUAGGUGUCUCCUUCCUUUUGUGAGUAAACUCAGCAGUAGAGUGGGGCAUUUGACUUGUGGUUGCCAAAGCUCAUACCAUGGACUUAACCGGAAAGCUCCCACUUCCACAUCGGCCCUGGUGCCCUUAGGCCCAGUGCCUUUUUCAGCCCCCCAUUAGGGUUUUGAGAGUUCAGCUUUCUACUGCGGGCUGGGCGAAGACAGACUAGAAACCAAAUUUGGAAUGACCUGUGCAGAGCAGAAAGCAGCGUCUCAGUCCUCACCAGAAAGGAAGGCUUGGUUCUCAAUGUCUGAUUCCUGUUAGGCCUCUGAGACUGGACGUUACCCCAAACCUGACGCACCGGUCAUCAGAAAUCCCCCAUAACCGCUUUGGACUUUCUGUAUUUGGCUGAAUGCUGUCUUGCACCCCAGGAGCAUGCCGGUGGGCAACACCCGGAGCUGAGAGGACACCUCGCCUGCCCUGGGCCCAGGGCUGAGCGGAGUGCAGGGCUCACGCGUCCUGUCCCCACAGAUGGCAGGCACUGUGCUCGGGGUGGGCACCGGCGUGUUCGUCUUAGCUCUGCUCUGGGUGCUGGCGCUGCUGCUGUGUGCACUGCUGUCCCGAGCCUCCGGUGCAGCCAGGUACUCGGUCAUCUUUGUGUUCCUCGGUGCCCUGCUCAUCACAGCAGUUCUGCUGCUCCUCCCCCGAGCCAGUGAAAUCCCAGCCCCAGAGGCCGAAAUGAAGAUCGUGGAUGCCUUUUUCAUCGGUCGCUAUGUCCUGCUGGCUUUCCUCAGUGCUGUCUUCCUCGGAGGUCUCUUCUUGGUUCUAACUCAUCACAUCCUGGAGCCAAUCUAUGCCAAACCACUGAGGUCCUACUGAGCGCUACUCGAGGAAAGGAAACCGAGGCCCGUCCUCUCCCUCGCUUGGAUGCUGAGCCAGCCCAGUGACUUCUAACAGCACAGGCUGCCACUUGUCACCUUCUCCUGAGAGACUUGCUGAAAAAGCAGAUCUGGGGCAACUCUUAUAGGCUUCCAACCAUGAGUCCAUCUUUUUUGUUCCCCAACAAAGGGGCCCAACUGUUAGAUCGAUGGAUAAUGGCUACGGAGUUUGGGGUGACUACUUAGGUGGAGAAAACUGCAUUAAGGUUGGAAAUGAAAUUCCUUCCCAAACACCACUGCUGUCCGAUGGUGGUGGUGGUUUUCACAGAUGUUAAUAACAGGCUUGUGUGUUAAGGGCAAAAGUCAUACUUUUUAGCUCAGCCUGCCUUCUACAGAUCUUGUCCGUAACGCGCAGCCAUAGUGAAAUGAAUGAUAGAUUGCUUCCCGCCUUCCUGCUCAAAGCAGUCAUAUUCAGCCCCCCCAAAACCACACAGGGUUGGGAUAAGAUACAAAAGGCUGAGAGGGCACCAGAUGAGUUUCACUGAGAGUCCUACAUGGGGCAUCCCUGUGGCCAGUGUCUGAUGUGGCACCUCUUGUGCACAUGGCCUUCCUGGAGGGCGUCCCUUAGAUAGAAGCAGAAAUCAUCUUAGUGUCCCCCGCUUGUCAUUUUUUCACCAGUGACCGUAGAACAGGUGGUGCUCUACUGUUCCCUUCACAGACAGAUCUGGUAGCAAAGAGACUGGGGUGAUCCCUACUGUUCGGAAGGUGGAGAGGGAGAGUCGAUCAGGGCUUCUGUAUAAGGAAACGGGCUACAUUUCAUAGCCUUUUAAAAUUGUAUCCUGACAAAAGCUAAAUUAGCAGGACACCACCCUCUCCCCACAGCACAGGCCGCUGUCCUAUCCACUAGGUGGCGCUGUGUGUUAUGUUUUAGAAGGCCCUCAAGCCAGCAAAACACACUCAGGUAAUUUUAUGACAAGUCCCUUACAAUUUUAUGACAAGUUUCUUAUAAAGAUGAAAGUAAAAACUAACAUUCUCUACUGACGCGUGCUUUCGGAUGGUUAAUAAAAAAAAUCAUCAAAAUUA